This is a messenger RNA of Populus euphratica (Euphrates poplar), 1474 nucleotides long. Its product is annotated as mitochondrial dicarboxylate/tricarboxylate transporter DTC-like. Bases 202 to 1101 code for a protein of 299 amino acids. The transcript has 6 exons. NCBI's taxonomy places the organism in Eukaryota, Viridiplantae, Streptophyta, Magnoliopsida, Malpighiales, Salicaceae. The record is from RefSeq and is a predicted model, not a curated record.
CUCCUCAACAAUAUAUAUUAAAAUAAAAUAAAAUUAGGGAGGGUUUUCUUUCUUCCAAGCUUUUGUGUAGUCCUAUAUUUAUAUACUGCCUCCUCCUCAGUUCUUAUACCCCCCCCCCCCUCUCUCUAUUUCUUUGCUUCUUUUUGGCAAUUCCCAGAUUCCCCUUGAGGAGUUUCUGAAUCCAAAAAAAGAAGGGAAGAAAUGGGGGAGGAGAAGAAACCGCAAUCACUCGGUGUAUGGCCUACUGUUAAACCUUUUGUUAACGGUGGUGCAUCUGGUAUGCUUGCCACCUGUGCUAUCCAGCCAAUUGAUAUGAUUAAGGUGAGGAUUCAAUUGGGUCAAGGAUCAGCUGGUGAGGUGACCAGGAAUAUGAUAAAGAAUGAGGGUUUUGGUGCUUUAUACAAGGGGCUUUCUGCUGGACUAUUGAGGCAAGCCACUUAUACAACUGCCCGGCUCGGAACAUUCAAGAUUUUGACCAGCAAAGCAAUUGAAGCCAAUGAUGGGAAGCCCUUACCUCUAUAUCAGAAGGCUUUGUGUGGGCUAACAGCUGGUGCAAUUGGAGCAUCUGUGGGCAGCCCAGCAGAUUUAGCACUUAUCCGUAUGCAGGCUGAUGCCACUUUACCUGCUGCUCAGCGCAGAAACUACUCAAAUGCUUUCAAUGCCCUCUACCGAAUUGUUGCUGAUGAAGGGGUUUUGGCACUCUGGAAAGGCGCUGGCCCUACUGUUGUAAGGGCAAUGGCUUUGAACAUGGGGAUGCUUGCUUCUUAUGACCAAAGUGUUGAGUUUUGCAAGGAUUCUCUUGGUUUUGGUGAAGGUGCUACAGUGUUAGGUGCAAGUAGUGUUUCUGGAUUUUUCGCUGCAGCUUGUAGUCUUCCAUUUGAUUAUGUCAAAACUCAAAUUCAGAAAAUGCAACCUGAUGCCCAAGGAAAGUAUCCAUACACUGGCUCCAUGGAUUGUGCCUUAAAGACACUCAAGUCAGGAGGACCGUUCAAAUUUUACACUGGAUUCCCUGUUUACUGUGUCAGAAUUGCUCCUCAUGUCAUGAUGACCUGGAUAUUCCUUAACCAAAUUCAAAAGCUGGAGAAAUCGGUCGGGUUGUAGUUUCCUGCAGAGACCGAAUUUGCAAUGAGUCAAGCUAUCAAAAAUAACAGCGCUUGGUUGUGUGCUUUUGUUGUAGUUUCUGGCUGGUUUUGGCGGUUGACACCCUGUUUGACUUUCAAGUCAAACCAAUUAUUUUUGAAAUUCUUACUGUCGAAUUUUAAGUAGGAUUUCCGAAUUUUAUGCGUAUCAGCACCUACAAUUUAUUGGGUGUGGAAGGAUUUGAAUUUUUCAUAAAACCCCAUUUGAAAUCAAUAGAGCUCCUCCUCAUUUCUGUCCUUGAGAAGAGAAUUAAAAAAUACAUUUUGUACUUGAUAAACAGGUAUAAUGGAUCAACUUUUGUAUUCUGAAAACCUCGUAAUUUGACCUUGGAUCU